AUGGCUUCAAUUGCUGCUCGGAAGCAGGAUGCUCAUGAAUGGUUGUCUGAGUUGUGCCCGGUGAUUGAAAAGAAGCUGAAGGAUAAUUUGGAAGUCGGAAGGCAUUGGAGAGUGAGCAGAUCUGAUACCUAUGUGUAUGAAGUUCACUGCCAGAAGUACAAUAGCAUGGUAAAUUUGGAAACUCGCUUUUGUUCGUGUGGAGAAUGGCAGCUGUAUGGCUUCCCAUGUUCCCAUGCCCUUGUAGUGAUCCAACAACAUGGUUCUUCCCCGUAUUUGUAUGUCAAUGAGCUGUACAAGGUGGAGAAAUAUCGAGAAACUUAUUCUUUCCCAAUUAAUCCUCUUCCCUCUAUUUCGAAGCAAGUGCAUGAUUUUGGUAGAGAUGCGGUGAUCUUGCAGCCGCCUUUGACUAGAAGACCACCGGGAAGGCCUAGAAAGAAGAGGUUCAGAAAAAGGAGCGAGAAAACCAGGGUGAUCAAGUGUGGUAGGUGUGGAAAAUGUGAUGGUCACAACAGAAAGAGUUGUACAGCUCCGAUAUAG
Messenger RNA from Rosa rugosa (rugosa rose), 537 nucleotides. RefSeq lists its product as uncharacterized. The coding region runs from base 1 to 537 and encodes 178 amino acids. The transcript has a single exon. Gene Ontology annotation, molecular function: zinc ion binding. The record is from RefSeq and is a predicted model, not a curated record. Lineage: Eukaryota; Viridiplantae; Streptophyta; Magnoliopsida; Rosales; Rosaceae.